GAAGGAUAGGUGAGGAUAUCUAUCUAACAUAAUCUUUUGGGCUGCUAUCUCUCUUUAACCACAGGGCUUGAUGCUCCGGAUUAGACUUGAACUUAGUCUUGACGCUGAAAAUACUCAAAAAAAUCUGGUUGGGCCACCUAACACCUUGAAACUAGAACUAUGAAGUCACUUGGGGCUUUUUUCUCGAACCUUUUCAGGUUCCGGAAAACCUCAUUGUCAUUUUUCGUUAUAGUAACCUUUUUGGCUACGAUAAUCUUACAAGAGGUAGCCGUAUCGCUAUCUUUGACGCCACCAAAGGAUGAACCGGCGAUUCUAGCAGAUGCAUGGAAACAUCUCCAGAUACUAUCGUCCACGAUGCAUCCAUUUACGUCUGCAGAAAAUGACGCCCUGCACGAUUAUUUAGGCUCAGUGAUCGACACUGUCACAGAGGGUGUGCCAUACAUGAAGACAUCAUAUGACAAAAAUGAAAACCAUACUAUCCUCAUCAACCAGCAUGACGUUUUCAAUAAAAGCAAUAAUGACUGUCGAGUAAUAUAUUACGAGUCCUCCAAUAUUCUCGUCAAAAUUGAAGGCUCGGAGCCCAAACUACCGGGCAUAUUAGUUUCGGCUCAUUACGAUUCGGUUCCAACAUCGUUUGGUACUACAGAUGAUGGGAUGGGUAUUGCAUCAAUGCUUGGAAUUUUGAAGCAUUUUGCUGAAUCAGAAUCACAACCUCUAAGAACUUUAAUUCUUAAUUUUAACAACAACGAAGAAUUCGGCCUUUUGGGCGCCGAAGCUUUUGCUCAGCACAAAUGGUUUCCAGAUGUCAGCUUUUUCAUCAAUUUGGAAGGCACAGGCGCUGGGGGACAGCCAAUUCUUUUCCGUGGCACUGAUAAAACUGUGAUCGAUUGGUAUCAUAGCGCUUCGACCCCCUAUGCAAACUCCAUUUUCCAAGAAGGAUUCAAUUCUGGUUUUAUAAGUUCUCAAACAGACUAUCAUGUUUAUGAAAGAUCAGGUCUACGUGGUAUUGAUAUUGCUUUUUAUCACCCUAGAUCAUUCUAUCAUACUUUCAAAGAUAGUGUGAAAUACACGUCCAAGGGCUCCUUGUGGAUGAUGAUGUCCAAUGUACUGGACAUUUUGCUCGAUGUCACCUAUUCGUCAGAGAGUUAUGACUCAGACCUAGAAUACUCAGUUUAUUUCGAUAUUUUGAACAUUUGGUUUUUUAACUUCAGCUUGAAUCUCAACUUUGUUGUCAAUGUUAUAUUAUUGGUAUUGGUGCCAUCUAUCAACAUCAUACUCCUCCUCAUUGUGUUCAAGAGAAAUACAUGGUUUAUAGGUUUAAAAGGUUGGUCACGUUUUCCAAUCACUUUGAUUGCAUGUUAUUACUCUACUUUGUUUGUUAGUAAACAGUUGUACAACCUGAACCCCUUGUUGAUAUCUGUCAAUUUUUAUUAUCCAUCAAUGUCCCUGUUCAGUAUUACCAUUUUGAUUGGAUACUUGAUACUAAAGGCUAGUGCGUACUUCCGGCCAGUACAUGACCAAAAACUUGUGGUAUUGCUAGAACUCAAUUUACUUUCAUGGCUCUCUUUGGUCUGGAUAACUUAUAAGAUCAAGGGGUACAAAAAUAUGGGUGGUUAUUUGUUGACGUUAUUUUAUGUGUUGACAUCACUAGCAUCAUUUUGGGGUUUGGUUGGAUUGAGUUUCCGCAAGUCACCAUGCUAUCAGCCUAACAAAACAGUGAUUGUCUACAAUUCAACGAAUCAAUCUCAGGAUGGAAAUGAUAGAAAUAGUAAUGACCAACCUGUGCAUCAUGAUAAUGGAUCUGAACCUGCUCCACAUAUCCACGAUAUUAACGGGGAAGGAUCUGAUACCGAACAAGGAGAUGAUAACGAGUCAACUCCAUUGAUGAAUGGUACCUCUGUGGUAAUUAAUCAUGAAACUCAGGACUCGUUCAUGCAUAAGGUGAAGCACAAUGCAAUUAACUCCUUGCAGUAUGAUUGGCUAAUCCAGUUUAUCACCUUGAUUCCUUUGUCCAUCUUUUUUAUCUACUCCGAUGGUAGGCUAGUCUUGGAGGCUUUACAUGAAACAGUGCAGGAAAAUAAGCUAUAUGAUGAUGCAAUUUGGAAACUUGUUGCACUUUUGUCCACAUCAUUGGCUGCGAUACUAAUGCCAUUCAUUCACAAAAUGAAUAUGAUAACUGUCCAACUGAUUCUAUUGUUGCUUGCGUACGGACUAUUUGAGUCGUAUUUCUCUCCGUCAUACAAUGAGUCAACGCCUUUAAAGUUACGUUUUGUUGAGAUGUUUGAUGUCAAUUCGAACAGCUGUCUUGCAAGUGUUUAUGGUAGGCAAGGUUUCAUUCCUCAAAUACUAAGUGAGGUUCCUUACCUUGACCCGAAAAAUGUUAGCUGCUCUAAGAAUGAAUGGGCGGGAACAGAGAUCUGUUCGUAUGAGGGAAACAGACCAUGGUUGGUGUCGGGUAAGUUGGAAGACAACCAGUAUGACCAAUACUUAAAUGUGACAGUCUUGUCGAAUACAAACACAUUCCGUGAUGUCUCAGACGAAGCAGCUGAUAAAUUCACGCCGGUUGAGAGUGUGUUAGAGGUUGAAGUGCGUGGAACACGUCAGUGUUACUUCACGUUCAACACUACAAGUACCAGCUUCAAAGCGCCUGUAAAAAUGAUCACAGUGUACCAAGAUGGUAACAGUCUGACUGAAGAGGAUAUUUGGUCAAACGCCAGUCUGGAUGUGGAUUCGGAAGAUAAGAAAGAGGCUGCCAUACCAAACGGCAUGAGUAGAGAUAGCAAAGGAAAUUGGAUAUACAAGGAAAUGAAGGGCAUUGACUUGUUACAGUUACACAAGCUACAGUGGGCUAAUGAAGGAUCUAACAAAAACAGGUUCACAGUCAAAUUUCAGUGGCUGCCGUUUCACUACGAUAGUGAUAUCGAGCUGAUAACCAAUUUGGGCGUCAACGUCCAGUGUCACUGGUCGGGCUUUGACGACGUUGUUAACGUCAACGGUGAGAACCACGACAAAGUGCAAGAAUACGUCGACUUAAUGACAUAUACGGAUGUUGGCGUCGCCUGGACCAACUUUCGUCCUGGUGUGGUACAAGGUAACGCGUACUUGGAGCUUUAAGCUGUAAUCUUGGAUUGUAUCUGUAUGCCAAUUUUUGUGCAUAAUGGGUGAAUUCACCGAUAUGUAACAGGUAGUAAACAAAUAAAAAAAAUAAGCGAUAUUACGUA
This is a messenger RNA of Pichia membranifaciens NRRL Y-2026, 3221 nucleotides long. RefSeq lists its product as hypothetical. Gene Ontology annotation, molecular function: metalloexopeptidase activity. Gene Ontology annotation, biological process: proteolysis. NCBI's taxonomy places the organism in Eukaryota, Fungi, Ascomycota, Pichiomycetes, Pichiales, Pichiaceae. Bases 355 to 3114 code for a protein of 919 amino acids. The transcript has a single exon. The record is from RefSeq and is a predicted model, not a curated record.